Molecule: messenger RNA, 1689 nt
Organism: Panonychus citri (citrus red mite)
Lineage: Eukaryota; Metazoa; Arthropoda; Arachnida; Trombidiformes; Tetranychidae
Exons: 3
Coding region: 530-1396 (288 amino acids)
Source: RefSeq, a predicted model, not a curated record
UGGUUUUCCAAUGGAAAGUUAAAUUAUUUUAUUAAUUGUGACACUUUUUUGUAUAAAUUUUUUAAUUAAAUUAAUCAUCUAAUGGGUGUUGACUAUGAAUUGAUUAGAUUGUGAGUGUUAAUUGUGUCGAAAGUUAAAAGAUUAACUUGAAAUAAGGAAAAUUUCAUCUGUUAUUUGACAAUUUUACUCAAGUGAAAACAAUUGACAAAGUGACCCAAUGAUUUUAAUCAUUUACUUUCUUGACUUGGUCAUUUCGUCUCCAUAUUAACAAACCAAUUGAUGGAAACUGAUUAAAUCGAUUAAAUUGUAAAAGAAAAACAAGAUUAUCUCUCUGAUAGUUUCCUUUUUCUUCUCUAAAGCUUUUCAUUUUCUUCUAUUCUCUGUCAACAUUUUCUUUUCUUUUCUUUUUUUCUAUUCUUUUCUAUUCUCUUUCCAAUAGACAAAAACCUAUGUGUUGAUGUUUUUACUUUUCUCAUUUCAUUCGUUUGCUUGAUUUUCUUUGUUCGAAUUUUUUUCCCCACUCAUCAUCAUGUCUAUUUUAUAUUGUUUAAUCAACAUCGAUGAUAUAAACUAUAAGUUAACCUUAAAUCUGAACGAUGAUCGGAUUGUUGGUAAUGAGGAUGAUCUUCGUAAAGCUUUGGCUUUGGACACUGAACCAGAUUUCAAGAAAUAUGAUUUCUCUUUGUCACAUUUUAUUUUCGAGAUUUAUGACAAAUCAAUAAGUGAAUAUGUUUCGAUUGACAGUGAAACCGAAAUUGAAAACAUGUCAAAAAUUCGGGUUAAAAUUCUGGAUCCAGAUGUAAUUUUACCUGAAGAAAUUCCCAAACCUUUGAAUGACAAUGAAUUAAGUUUCCUGGAAUUAACUGAUUUCAAAGAUGAUAUUGAACUGGUUGAAUUAUAUGCCCAAUCUCAUAUUCCUGAUGAUGAGAUAAUUAAAAUUGUUGAUAAUUCAGUUGUAACAGCUGAAAGCUUUGCAGUUUACAAUAUAAGAAUCAAGAAACAAUUGGUGAAAUCGGUCAUUAAAUAUCAGAACUAUUUUAAUACACCAGGAACUUAUCACGAUGCCAUUUGGGAGGACAUUUGUAAUGAUAUUAAAGAUAACAUGGGACCCAAGGUGAUCUCGUUGAUCAGAUUUCGAGCAAGGGAACUUGGUUUCACUAGAAUAUUUCCACAAUUUGUCCAGAAAGAAUUGGUCUCGUUAAUCGGUCAAUACAAUCGUCUACUGAGAAUGUGCCAGUGUUUAACUGCGCAAUUAGCGGAAAGAUUGUGGCCACUGUUCAGAAUUUUCCAUAAAACGCUGAGAAUCGAGUACAUUUAUCCAGAACGAGGACCCAGUCUAAGGAUAAUGCAAAAGGAAUUCGAUGAUGCCAAAAAAAUUACUGUUCUCAAUGAUUAAGUUGAUUGGUUUAGAAUUUUCAAGUUCGAGGAGAAAAAAACAAUUGACGAUCCAAUCGUCAAAUUGUUCGAUUAAAAUUGAAUGGCACUUAUUUAAAUUUCUUCAUCCAGCUGAUUGUAAAGAAAAAGAUCCAAAUUAAUAGUGGAUCAUCUCUAUUUUCAUUAAUUAUCGACUCACUUUCAACUAUUUAAACCGAAUCUCACAAUCACAUUGGACUGUAUUAUUAUUGUAAAUUAAUCAGCAAUUUUCACCUUCAUCUUCAGUUUGAAAUAAAUUUUUUCAUCUACCCAACU